GUAGUCCUCCAGUUUGGUAAAUGAGUGAGCCGGUUUAUCGACCCGUGUUUAAAUAGACCUCUUGGACCCUGUCCUCCUGCAGUAGUGCAGUGGGUCCGCCAGCAGCGUUAGGACCGAGACCUCCAGCCAACCACCGUCUGCCCUCCGACCAUGCAGCCCGUCCUCCUCACUCUGGUCCUGGCCGCGGUGCUCCUACACGUCCCGCUGGUUUCCCCCGCGGCGCUGCGGGAGAAGGCAGCGGCCGAGCGGCGUGGGUCCGGCCGGGGGAAGAGAGCCGAGAGUUAUGUCGCUACGAGGCGGUUCCCCCUCAAGCUGACCCGCAGGAGAAGCGUCCAUCGCAACGAUAUGGGACAAGAGACGACCAACUUUGUGUCAAUAUUUGAUUUGAGGCGCAAACAGAUUUUAUGUGAGGAACAUUACAGAGAUCAACAGAACCCGACUCAGGAUGGAGCCGGGGUGGCGUGUCUGCUCGGGGACCUCUGGUUCGUCCUCGGGUCCCGGAGCGGCCCGGCCUGGAGAACCAAUCAGGUAUCACCUUCACUCUCCUCUUCCCCGCGGAGGAAUCUCCCAGUGCGCCACCUGCUGAGUAGACGGAGGCGGGCCGACCGGGUGAACCCCUCCGUCCCGCUGAGGUCCGACCGGGUGAACCCCUCCGACCCGCUGCGGUCCGAGUCCCAUCCUGGGAACCCGGCCCACGGGCCCCAGGACCCGGAGGUUUCGGAGCAGGACCAGGCGGGCGCCGUGUCCAAGGAGACCAUCACCUCCUGCGACGACCCCCUCAAGGUGUUGCAUUCCGUCCGCCCGAUCAGUCCCAUCAAGACCAGCAUCGCGGAGCGGGCCGACCACGACUAGGCCUGGACCAGGAUUAGGCCUGGACCAGGACGAGGUCUAGACCGACCGACCGACCGACCAGACUGACGCUGAAACACCCUGACGUGUUGAGGCGUUUCAUGGACUGACAGAUCAACUCAACGCUCAAUGCGUUGGUCUUUGGAACGGGGAACAUCUAAACAUCAAACCGGUGUCAUAACCAGAGUGAUCCGACCAAAGAUCUGAACCGAACCGGUCCGAACCUGUUCAGACGGCCCGUCGCGCUCCUUCUCGGAUUCCCGUGGAUUCAUGCCCCAUAUAAAGAUUGAAGCACUUUGAAAUGUUUGAUAGGAACCAUGGAGUCAGAGAGAGUUUAAUAAUGGAGGGUUGAGUCACUAAUUAUGGAGAACGUGGUUCCUGAUCCUGACGUCCUCAUGGGGUCCGUCCUAAUGGUCCCCAUGGGUCUAGGAGCUGCUCCUGAAGGCCCAGGGUGACUCUGCAAAACAGUGUUUUAACCUCAUGUCCUUUCACCUACAAAGUUAAAUGUUAACUGAGUCAGCAUCCAGUAGGCUACCUGGCACUGCGUUUUAGAAAUAUGUAAACGGUUAGAAAUUACGCAAAUGUUUAAUCACGGAUGCUAAAUUGUUUUUUUGUUGUGUUUUAUUUGCCUGAAAUGGAAAGUCUUUAUUUGUGCAAUUACAAGACGGACUACUGGUUAUGUUGACCUCGACUUGGCUCUAGAUUGGUUUGGUAAUUUGCAAAACUCCAGACCCCAUGGGGUUUGAAUGUAGAAAAAAUGAAAAAUGAAGGAUGAUGGAUUGAUAAUUUCUCACUAUUUAUUAGAAAUAUAAAAGGUUUGCCAGCCUCAUAGUUACAUAUUGCAUUGGGAGGUUAAAAUAUCAAACAUGUAAAUAAGACUUAAAGCUCAAGCAUGUAAGAGGGGAUCAUUAUGAAGCCGUUGAUGACUUGUGAUUGUUUAUUGGUUAGUUAAACCCAUUAAAACCAACACAGAGUUGUACAUUUUAGCCAGACAACUCUGUGUUUGUUUGGACUGAGAUGAUUCAGGCUUUGGGCGUCUGGACUCAAAAAGAGUUGACCACGAGUUCUGGUCCCAGUUACCUGCGGCAAGGUGCCCGUCAUCUUGGAGACAGAGACAGAGAGCUACACAGUAGGCUACUAUAGUAUUUAUUAAAAAUAUAUUUGAAUCUGAUGUU
Molecule: messenger RNA, 2024 nt
Organism: Gadus macrocephalus (Pacific cod)
Lineage: Eukaryota; Metazoa; Chordata; Actinopteri; Gadiformes; Gadidae
Exons: 3
Coding region: 151-852 (233 amino acids)
Source: RefSeq, a predicted model, not a curated record